Molecule: messenger RNA, 282 nt
Organism: Aspergillus alliaceus
Lineage: Eukaryota; Fungi; Ascomycota; Eurotiomycetes; Eurotiales; Aspergillaceae
Exons: 2
Coding region: 1-282 (93 amino acids)
Source: RefSeq, a predicted model, not a curated record
AUGAAACUCCGCUCCUCUUCCACCCGCGGUCGUCUCUCCGCACGCUACAUCUCCACCCUCUGCCUCUUCGUCACGGGUAUCUACGGCCAGAUGAUAGGACAGCCCGGUGGAAUCGACACAGGGAAUACAUUAUGUCUAGGGACUUGUGUGUCGAGCAUAGACCAAUUGAAUUGCCAGGCUCCUGCGUUGCCAAUUUUCCGGGUGACAAAGAACUGCUAUACUUGCUGUUAUGGGGAUGACGAUUCGGGUGAUUGGGCCGAUGCACCUGAGGAGGAGUCUUGA